AUGCUCUUGUUCGAGUGCUUUCCGCCUUGCUCAGCACUCAAGAGGGAGCUCUCCCGGCGGGAGUGCUUGCCAUUACACACCACCUCCCUCUACACCCCCUCUUUUUCCCCUCAGGUCGAGUUCCUCCCCAGCCACCGCUUCAGUGCAGCAGCCGUGUGGCAGCGGUGGAGGGAGAGCUACCCUGCCGUCGAGUUCCUCCCCAGCCACCGCUUCAGUGCAGCAGCCGUGUGGCAGCGGUGGAGGGAGAGCUACCCUGCCGUCGAGUUCCUCCCCAGCCACCGCUUCAGUGCAGCAGCCGUGUGGCAGCGGUGGAGGGAGAGCUACCCUGCCGUCGAGUUCCUCCCAAGCCACCGCUUCAGCGCAGCAGCCGUGUGGCAGCGGUGGCGAGAGAGCUACCCAGAUGGUCGCUGCGCGCAGCCCGACUCUAUUACCUUCUUCACCGGGGAGUUUGACGGCAUGCCACUGCAGCUGCAGCGGAAAUCGGCUCUGGCCGCCAGCAAGCUCAGGCUCAUGAUGAGUGGCUCUGCCGCAUGCCCGGACGAGCUCAUGCGGCGGUGGCAGCAGGUCACGGGGCAGAGGCUGCUGGAGAGAUACGGCAUGACGGAGUUCGCCAUGGCGCUCACCAACCCGUUGCUAGGGGAGAAGAAAUCAGGCUCGGUUGGUGCAGUCAAUUGCGGUCAACUGAGGUCAGCUGAAAUCAGCGUGUUACUGGGAGAGAAGAAAUUAGGCUCAGCAGGCGUGCCACUCAGCGGGGUGAAGGUGAGUGUGGGCGGCAUGACCAAAGGCGUAGCAGCGCCAGCAGCAGCAGCAGCAGCAGCAGCAGCAGCAGCAGCAGCAGCAGCAGCAGCAGCAGCAGCAGCAGCAGCAGCAGCAGCAGCAGCAGCAGCAGCAGCAGCAGCAGCAGCAGCAGCACCAGCAGCAGCAGCAGCAGCAGCAGCAGCACCAGCAGCAGCACCAGCAGCAGCAGCAGCAGCAGCAGCAGCAGCAGCAGCAGCACCAGCACCAGCAGCAGCACCAGCAGCACCAGCACCAGCAGCAGCACCAGCAGCAGCAGCAGCAGCAGCAGCACCAGCACCAGCAGCAGCACCAGCAGCAGCAGCAGCACCAGCAGCAGCAGCAGCAGCACCAGCACCAGCAGCAGCAGCAGCACCAGCAGCAGCAGCAGCACCAGCACCAGCAGCAGCACCACCAGCAGCAGCACCAGCAGCAGCAGCAGCAGCAGCAGCAGCAGCACCAGCAGCAGCACCAGCAGCAGCAGCAGCACCAGCAGCAGCAGCAGCACCAGCAGCAGCAGCAGCACCAGCAGCAGCAGCACGUGGAGUGGGGGCUGGGGAGAGCUACUGGAAACAGCAGAGGCGUUUGACCCACAGGGGUGGUUCCGGACGGGCGAUAUUGCAUCGGUGGACAGCCAUGGGUACUGGCAGAUUCACGGCACAUCCGCUCAUAUCCGAGGCAGCAGUGUUGGGAGUGCCGGACAGGCAGCAGGGGGAGGCAGUGGCGGCAGUGGUGGUGCUUCGGCAUCCGCUCAUAGCCGAGGCAGCAGUGUUGGGAGUGCCGGACAGGCAGCAGGGGGAGGCAGUGGCGGCAGUGGUGGUGCUUCGGCAUCCGCUCAUAUCCGAGGCAGCAGUGUUGGGAGUGCCGGACAGGCAGCAGGGGGAGGCAGUGGCGGCAGUGGUGGUGCUGGGAGCAGCCCAGCAGCGGAACCACCAGCAGGGGCAGGGGCAGGGCGCUACUGCGGGAGGUGUUACUGGGGGAGGUGUUUCUGACACCAGCGAGGUAGCACCUGGAGAGCAUCCUGUGAUCACUCUGGACGAGCUGAGGAAAUGGGCAGCCCCCCGCAUGGCCCAUUACAAGCCAUGGCACGCCAUGCCAUGCAUCCUCUUGUCUCCCCUUCAUCAUGACCAUGUGCCACCUCCCCUCGCCCAUCCCCCUUGCAAGCAGGUGCCAUGGCGCUUGAGAGUGGUUGCUACCACGCCACGCAACGCCAUGCUAAGCCAUGGCACGCCAUGCCAUGCAUCCUCUUGUCUCCCCUUCAUCAUGACCAUGUGCCACCUCCCCUCGCCCUUCCCCCUUGCAAGCAGGUGCCAUCGCGCUUGA
Molecule: messenger RNA, 2097 nt
Organism: Closterium sp. Yama58-4
Lineage: Eukaryota; Viridiplantae; Streptophyta; Zygnematophyceae; Desmidiales; Closteriaceae
Source: the annotation of a GenBank genome assembly